Messenger RNA from Rhinolophus ferrumequinum (greater horseshoe bat), 1989 nucleotides. RefSeq names its product immunoglobulin superfamily DCC subclass member 3-like. NCBI's taxonomy places the organism in Eukaryota, Metazoa, Chordata, Mammalia, Chiroptera, Rhinolophidae. Gene Ontology annotation, molecular function: protein binding. The record is from RefSeq and is a predicted model, not a curated record. Gene Ontology annotation, cellular component: plasma membrane; axon. The transcript is spliced from 12 exons. Bases 1 to 1989 code for a protein of 662 amino acids. Gene Ontology annotation, biological process: cell-cell adhesion; axon guidance.
AUGGGGGGGCUGCUGCUGCUGCUGCCACUGCUGCUCCGAAAUUGGGGCUGUGCUACAGGCUCUGAGCUGGCCUUCGUACGGGAGCCUGGGGACGUGGUGGCCGUGAGGGAGCGCCCGCUGGUGCUGCCCUGCCAGGUGGAGGGAGAACCGCCCGUGUCCAUUUCUUGGCAGCGGGACGGGCUGGCCCUGGCCAAUGACAGCGGCACCACCCUGAUGCCGGAUGGCUCCCUGCGCCUGGCCGCCGUGGCCCCCCGACGCAGCCUGCCUUCCCCUGCGCAGGAGUACCACUGCGUGGCCCAGAACCGCUACGGGCUGCUGGUGAGCCGGCGGGCCCGGGUCCAGCUGGCAAGGUUGCUGGGGGCAAAGCCCAGGGAGGGCUCUGGGUGCUCAGCUGGUCCCUGUGCCCUAGGUCUGUCCGGCUUCCACCGACACCCGGAGUCCGUGGAGGUGGAGCAGGGUGGAGUCGCCCGCUUCCAGUGCCUGAUCCGGGGGGUGCCGGAGCCGUCCAUUUCCUGGGAGCACAAUGGCACAGCGCUGAGCACUGCCGACCGCCGGGUCACACUGCUACCUGGUGGCAUCCUGCACAUCACCAGCGUGAGCCAGGCUGACGUGGGCACCUACCGCUGCGUGGCCCGCAACGUGGCCAACACCCGCCACAGCCAGGAUGCCCGGCUCACCUUAAGCAGGGGAUCCCCGCGGCUGCUGCAGGAGCCCGAGAUCCUGUCGGGCCCUCAGAACCUGACGCUCACGGUGCACCAGACGGCAGUGCUGGAGUGCAUCGCCACCGGCCGCCCGAGGCCGCUCGUCUCCUGGAGCCGCCUGGACGGCCGCUCCAUUGGCGUGGAGGGAAUCCAGGUCCUGGGCACCGGGAAUCUCAUCAUCUCUGAUGUGUCCGUCCAGCACUCGGGCAUCUACGUCUGUGCUGCCAACCGGCCGGGCACCCGUGUGCGGCGCACGGCGCAGGGCGUCCUGCUUGUGCAAGCUCCCCCUGAGUUUGUCCAGUGGCCACAGCCCUUGUCCAAGCCGCCUGGCAGCAGUGCUAUCUUCACCUGCGUGGCCCAGGGUGUUCCUGAGCCCCGUCUGGUCUGGUUGAAGAAUGGGAAGGUGCUGAAUCCUGGGGAUAACAUUCGGUUGACACACAACAACAGCACGCUCAUGCUGGUGAGGGUGUCCGCUGAGGACGAGGCCAUCUAUCAGUGUGUGGCUGAGAACUCCGCGGGCUCCAACCAGGCCAGUGCCCGACUGGCUGUGACAGGGGACCCGGAGCCACCCCCUGCCCCCAGGGGCCUGCAGGCAAUGGCUCUCUCCAGCUCUGCCAUUCGAGUGUCCUGGGAAGCAACGCCCUCCGACAGGGACGUCAUAGGCUACGCGCUGCACCUCCGGCCUGUGGGAGAGCCAGCCGGCCCGGGGCUCCAAGAGGCCGUGGGCGGAGGCACCUUUGAGCAUGUCUUCUCCAACCUGGAGCCGGCCACAGCCUACUCCAUCCAGCUGCGGGCCUACUCGGCGGAGGGUGCCAGCCAGGACUCUGCGUCCAUCCACGCCUCCACCAUGGGCAGCACCCCCGCCGCGCUGGGCUUCUCCACCACGGUGCUCAAUGCUACCUCCGUGCAGGCCUCCUGGCAGCUGCCACCCCAGCCGGGGCCCAUCCAGGGCUUCAAACUUUUCCACCGCAAGCUGCCGGCUGCCCACUUUGAGGGGCCCCUGCUCCUGUCUAGCAAUGUCAGCUCCUUCCUCUACACAGAUCUGGAGCCAGCCGCCUUCUACGAGAUGAAGCUGCAAGCAUUCAAUGGCAAUGGCGAUGGUGACAGCAGUGCUCACUUUGUCUCUUUGCAUGAUGUGCCCCUGGCCACCGCUGAGUCCCAAGCUGAGUGCUUGUGCAGCCGGGAUGAGAGCAGCCCGCUGCCCAGGGUAGUGGUGGGUGUGCACGUGGGCCUGGCUGCCAUCAUCGUCUGCCUCCUCUGCCUCCUCCUGGGCUGGAGACAUAGGUAA